UAAUAAUAAUUGGAGUCUGCAGCCCUGUCGCAUAGUCUCUGUUUGUUCUCCACUGCGUGUGAAUCUCCUUCAAAGAACCGAAAGUUCUUCAUCCCUGUGAACGACUAGAGCUUCUUCCACCAUAACCUAAGGAAGCGAAAAUGAAAGAAAUUGUAACAAUCCAAGUUGGUGAUUAUGCCAAUUAUAUUGGCUCUCACUUCUGGAACUUUCAGGAUGAGUUGCUUGGGUUGGCUGGGGACCCUCAAGCUGAUUCCGUCUUCAAAAAUCAGGAUCUUAACAUGGACGCGCUUUAUCGUACUGGUGAGACACAUCAGGGCAUUGAUACAUACACUCCUCGCCUAGUCUCAAUAAAUAUGAGAGGAUCCCUUGGAUCUAUGAGCUCACAUGGUACAUUAUAUAAGGAGGUUGCUCCCACAACAUCAGAUGUUUUCACUUGGACUGGUGGUGUUUCAUCCCAAGCCUCUGAACCUCGGAAAAAAAAUUUGUUUCUACAAAGUCUUUAUGAAGAGGAAAACCAAAACAUGGUAACUGAGAUUAGUGGUUCAAACAGUGGUUCUCCGAGUAAGUAUCAGGAUAAGGAUAUAACCGAGAGUCUAGAAGAUGGAGUACAGUUUUGGACAGAUUACUCAAAAGUACAUUUCCACCCCCAAAGUCUCUAUGAAUUAAAUGGAGUAUGGACGGAUGUUGAGGAAUUUGACAAUUAUGGAAUUGGAAGGGAUUCUUUUUCUUGGGCUUCACAAGGGGAAGAAAUUAGUGACAGGCUUCGUUUUUUUGUUGAAGAAUGUGACCAUGUACAGGGAUUUCAAUUUGUAGUUGAUGACUCUGGAGGUUUCUCUUCUGUGGCUUCUGAGUUUCUAGAAAACAUUGUGGAUGAGUAUACAAACACUCCUGUCCUACUGUAUGCUGCCCGUGGUUCUCGUUCACGAGCAAAUCUUCAGACCAGGAAGCGUACAAUCUUAGAGGAGCUUCAUGAUGCUAUAUCAUUUUCAAGACUAUCGUCCUACUGUAAACUAAUUGUACCUAUUGGUGUUCCCUCCUUAGGUAGAGCUUCCAAGUUCCUCCAUAUUGAAGAUGAGAAGCAUUACCACUCAAGUGCCGUUUAUGCUGCUGCACUACACUCCAUUAGUCUUCCAUUCCGAAUGUUACCAGUUGGGCCUACUGCUGAUGCAAGUUCUGUUUCUGGGGCUGUGGAUUUUCAUGGACUUAUUCAAAUGUUAUCAGGGCAAGGAAGGCAGAAUAUGGUGUCAAUUCUGGAUGUUUCCAUGCCAACACCUGCUUUAACUGGGGGACAGAAUGAAGUGUCUUUGUUAGAAAAUUUUCAGCCGUUGACCCCAAUGAUUUCUGAGGAUGGUGAAGACAUACAGGCAAUUGAGCAGUUGACAGUACAUGGAGCUUUUGCAUCAGUAGAAGGUCGUCGCGCUUCAGUUUCAGAAGUAAAAGAUUCAUUGGAUGCUGCUUUUGAGCGUGCUAAUACAAGGCCAAUGUUCAGCCAUCUAUCUGUUGCGCUUUGUCCUCUGCCUAUUCCCUUGCCUUUUCCAUCAAUCUUUGGAAAUCAAGUUGGCAAGCACGGUGAAUUGAUGGGCAGCCAACUGACUAAUUCUUCAUCAAAAGGAUCCUUUGACGUCCAUUCCAUUCCCAUGGCUGCCAGAUUACGUUCCAGCAGCGCUGUCUUACCACUUUUGGAGAAUAAACUACAAAAUCUUCACCGGUAUGGAAUUACGCGAGGAGCAGCAGGGGCAGAGAUACUUAGGAGUUGGGGCUUUGGACAAGAAGAACUGGUGGAAAUGCAAGAGAUGUUGUCUAAAAUGGUUGCUACAUUGUGUCCUCCUCAAUUGUCAUCCGAUUCAGAUUAGAAUGCAUACAUAUCAUACUUUGUUCUUGGUUUCAAAACACAAGAAGAAAGGAACAUCUCUGUAAGUUAUGGAUUGUGUCUUUGUAACAAUUUUGACCCAUGCUGACUGGUUGCUCAAGCCUUUUGAUCUGCUUAGUCUCCCCUACCUACAUGGUUGAUUUUAGUUUUCUCAAGUCUAGUUGAUAUGAAGAAGGGUCAUAAGAAAUGACAUUGGUGCUUUGCUCUGUGACUCCAUGCUGGCUUUUAGGACCUCGUCUGUGGGAUUAAUCUUGCCCUUUAAGCAUUCAUGAAAAGCUUGCAAUAUAUUCUUAACAAAGAUAUCUACAGAGGCUCUUCAUUUGCUUGUUAAAGGGCAUAAGCUCGUGCUGAGACUGCAUGUAUUUUUGGAGGUUGUUAACGGUUAUUUCCAAUAUAUUAUCAAUAUCAGUGACUGCUGGUACUGAAUUUCCAAGAUAAAAGUCCUUAAGAGUUUUGGGUUUGCAGUACAAUCAAAACAUUUAAUUUAAUUGUUAUAUUAUAAACAAGUUAUACAACAAUUUUCUAUCUUCAAUUUAUUUUGGGUACAAAGAGUACUAUGUAUGAACUUGUAAAUCAACAAAAAAGCUCAAAAUGUAUUUGGUCUAUAAUUUUAAAACCAUGUACGUUUUGACUGCUGUUUAUACUUCCGGAGAGACCAUUUCUCAAACAUGUAGAGGCUGACCUCUCUAUACACAUGCUUUGCAAAUUAUAUUCAGUUUUAAAUUGAAUAAAAAUCAUCUUUAAAAAUGUAUUAAUAUACAAAAUAGACGAUU
Messenger RNA from Vicia villosa (hairy vetch), 2643 nucleotides. RefSeq lists its product as uncharacterized. The transcript has 10 exons. Lineage: Eukaryota; Viridiplantae; Streptophyta; Magnoliopsida; Fabales; Fabaceae. The record is from RefSeq and is a predicted model, not a curated record. Bases 141 to 1853 code for a protein of 570 amino acids. Gene Ontology annotation, cellular component: cytoplasm.